AUGGCGAAAGUAAUAUUCUCGCCCUGGAAGGACCAGACGCAAUUAGUUGCUGUGCGCAACCAGUUCUAUCCUGCUCCGUCCUACGAUGGGCCGGACAUGCGGUCCAAGGCCUGCGCCACGGUUGAAUCGUGGAAGCUGCGCGGGAACUUGCCCCAUCCAAUCGAAGCCACGGCUCUAUUGACCGACGCCAUUCUGCAUGAUGAUUCUUUCAAAAACUCAAUCUUCUCCAUCCGUGCCACUUACUCUGCUGCCUUUUGUCGAUUCGUGACCGGCCUGGUCGACUCGAAACUCCACGGCCAGCGUAAAACCAUGUUCCAGAGAGCCGUGGAUCUUGGGUUACCAGCCUCAUUCGUGGAGCUGCGACAUGAGGCCACGCAUCGUGAGUUGCCGUCGCUCAUUGUGCUGCGCAAUGCUGCCCAGCGUUCCCUGAUGUGGCUUUGGGAUUACUACUGGGCCAAGACGGACGUGACUACUGCGUUUGGGCCCAUACCCGAUGUCGCGAAUGGCGUGGCAGGCGAGGACUUGGAUCCUGUUUAUGCUGCUGUUCGGGCGAGUCUAGAUCCCCUACUAAAGGACGAGGAGUCGUCCGAGCCGCCGCAGAAGAAGAGGAAGGUCCAGCAGCGUUUUUCGUCGGUCGCGACGCAGCUGGUUGCCAUAUGCAAGGAUUCCGAGCAGGGCGCGGUGGCGCUUUCGAAUGCUUUACUGGAGGAGUCGGUCUUGGUGCCUGCUGGGGACAUUGUCGGUGACUCCCUAGCCGACGCUUUCACAAAAUGGGAUCGCUUCCUGCAGACCAUCACGGAAGACUAUCCGGCGUUCUUGACGGCGCUGACGGAAGAAAUGAUCAAUAUUAUCGCGUUCACGGACGUGUCGAAGGCCAAGGAGAACGGCCGUUGCAAGGGGAUCUAUCUGUGGCUGGACCACAUUUUGAGGUCGUCGGAAUGGGCGUCCCAGAGACGGCUGCUUUCAUUUGCUUAUAUCUCGGCUGUCUGUCAGGAGAAUACGAACCAAUGGACGACACUGCUGAAGAAGCAGAUACCCAAGGGGAUUAAUGAGGUGCCCCAGCUAUCAAAGAGUAAAUUGGUUUCCGGCACGAAAGAACCGGUGACAAGCGCAGCAGGGACGAAUGAUGAUUUGAAUGAAUUGAGGAAAUUCGGGUGGGAAAUGGCAGACGCAUGGAGUAGUCGACCGUUAGGGAUGGUAUGA
This is a messenger RNA of Aspergillus melleus, 1203 nucleotides long. RefSeq names its product rRNA-processing protein LAS1 (gene LAS1). The coding region runs from base 1 to 1203 and encodes 400 amino acids. The record is from RefSeq and is a predicted model, not a curated record. The transcript is spliced from 4 exons. Lineage: Eukaryota; Fungi; Ascomycota; Eurotiomycetes; Eurotiales; Aspergillaceae. Gene Ontology annotation, molecular function: endonuclease activity. Gene Ontology annotation, cellular component: preribosome, large subunit precursor; Las1 complex. Gene Ontology annotation, biological process: maturation of 5.8S rRNA; maturation of LSU-rRNA.